AUGGCUACAGAAAUAUUGACAGGCAAAAACCGCUCCUUCAAAGCUCGUAUGUCCCCUGGUGAUAGCCGGAGAACUGCCCAAUCUCUCUCCUCCAUGCAACUGUUUUGUUUGGCUUUAUCUCCACUUAGAUUAGGUUCAAGAUUGCUUGGCAGUGGUCUUCUUGCAAGAGCUGAAGAUAAACAAAAUAGUUUAUCUCUUCUGAGUGAUGUGGAGACAAUUUUGGACAAGGACAACUUUACACUCGAGGAGCUGCUUGAUGAGGAUGAAAUUAUUCAAGAAUGCAAAGCUCUAAAUGGACGUCUUAUCAAUUGGAGAAAAGGUUUACUAAUUGGACCCUGUGACGAUUCUCUAUCCUCACGGACUACUGGUCGAGUUAAUGGAGUGAUUUUGACUCAUCGAAAUUUCACAUAUAUGGUGGCUACAAGUCAUGCGGUUUACACGACUCGGAUGGCAGCUGCAAUUUCCUUUUUCCCGUUGCCUCAUUUUCAUGUUUAUGGUUUGUGUUAUUUCGUGACUGCUUUAACUAUAGGAGCGGCGGUGGUGUCCAUGGUUAAAUUUGAUAUGAAGGCAAUGUUGACAGUAAUUGAGGAGAGUAAGGUCACUCACGUAGCACAGACUGCACCGGCGGUGGUGCUGAUGACUAAGGAUCCUAGGUUGUUAGACGACUAUGAUUUGAGCUCUCUAGAUAUUGUAGCCUGCAGAGUUGCUUCGCUUAGGAAAAGCGUACUUAAACUAUUUCGGCAAUAA
Manihot esculenta (cassava) is the source of this 747-nucleotide messenger RNA. Its product is annotated as 4-coumarate--CoA ligase-like 9. Lineage: Eukaryota; Viridiplantae; Streptophyta; Magnoliopsida; Malpighiales; Euphorbiaceae. Gene Ontology annotation, molecular function: CoA-ligase activity. Bases 1 to 747 code for a protein of 248 amino acids. The record is from RefSeq and is a predicted model, not a curated record. The transcript is spliced from 5 exons.